UUUGUGCACCAUGAAGAUGCACGCUACGGACAUCUCUCGCCAGCGGCCCAUGGCGCUCUAGGGGGCCCGAUGCCCGGUCCAGUGGGGGGAUAUGGUCAAAACUACUAUAAUCAAACCGUACCAUAGUUGACGGUUCGACUCACAUGAGGCCGGCAGCGGCGCCGGGGCAAUCGGAUUCAACUCCCACACCGUCGAACCCAGCCAAGUCAGCCACGCCGAGAGGGCCACCGAGAAAACCCAAGCAAUCCGGCCACGCCUUGUGGGUGGGCAAUCUCGCCCCCGGGACGAGUAUCGUCGAGCUAAAGGACUAUUUUUCCCAAGGCGCGGCAACGGAGGUGGAAAGCGUAUUUCUGAUCUCGAAGAGCAAUUGUGCGUUUGUGAACUAUAAAACCGAGGCGGCGUGUCUGGCAGCGUUAGCCAGGUUCCACGAUUCUCGGUUGCGUGGAGCUCGGCUAGUUUGUCGCGUGCGCCGGGGAAAUACUGAUCUGGCAGGACUUUCGGUGACCCCUCCUUCCCUUAAAGACGGGGACGGAGUUCUAGUAUCGAGCCCUGGGGAUGAGGAUGGCGGGGGGGGAAGGGAGACCAAUCCUACGCCAGGGCCGCACAGGUAUUUUAUCGUCAAGAGUUUAACGGUCGAGGAUCUCGAAAUGAGUCGGCAGAGCGGUAUCUGGGCUACUCAAACGCAUAACGAGGAUCACUUGAACCAAGCCUACGAGACCGCCGAUCAUGUGUACUUGAUCUUUUCUGCGAACAAGUCGGGCGAAUACUACGGAUACGCCCGGAUGAUGUCACCGAUCAAGGACGACGAGGUUCUCGCGCGCGCGAUGCCCCCACGGCCGGACCAUCUAUUUCUCGAACCUGACGACCUCAACGUCAUCGCGACGCCCGCGACGUCGACGGCCCCGAACGGACGGAUUAUAAAUGAUACCGCCCGCGGAACUAUCUUCUGGGAGGCGGAUACAUCAGAGGACGAGGACGAGGAGGAGGAGGAGGAGGAGGAGGAGGAGAGUCAGCAAGCAGCGCCCGCGGAGGAAUGGGGGGGACUGCAGCUCAUUGGGAAACCCUUUCGGAUUCGGUGGCUUUCCACUGAACGAGUGCCGUUUCAUCGUACCCGGGGGCUCCGCAAUCCCUGGAAUGCGAACCGGGAAGUGAAGAUUGCGCGAGAUGGGACAGAGCUCGCGCCGUCUGUCGGGGAGAAGCUCGUGUUGUUGUUCCACCCGGAGGAAGGCGGACCAGGGAAUGCAUCUUGAUGGGUGUAAUAUACAGCAUAUAUAUAUACAGCAUAUAGAGAUGAUUGGGGCAAUUCUUCGUUGCAUAUGAAAUGAAGUACAGCUUCUGUCGGUUGGAAG
Molecule: messenger RNA, 1349 nt
Organism: Aspergillus ochraceoroseus IBT 24754
Lineage: Eukaryota; Fungi; Ascomycota; Eurotiomycetes; Eurotiales; Aspergillaceae
Product: putative YT521-B-like splicing factor
Exons: 3
Coding region: 144-1250 (368 amino acids)
Biological process (GO): mRNA splicing, via spliceosome; regulation of alternative mRNA splicing, via spliceosome
Cellular component (GO): nucleoplasm
Molecular function (GO): N6-methyladenosine-containing RNA reader activity; mRNA binding
Source: RefSeq, a predicted model, not a curated record